Aspergillus pseudotamarii is the source of this 2325-nucleotide messenger RNA. RefSeq names its product ATP-binding protein. The transcript has 7 exons. Lineage: Eukaryota; Fungi; Ascomycota; Eurotiomycetes; Eurotiales; Aspergillaceae. The record is from RefSeq and is a predicted model, not a curated record. The coding region runs from base 1 to 2325 and encodes 774 amino acids. Gene Ontology annotation, molecular function: ATP hydrolysis activity; ATP binding.
AUGGAAGCGACCCUUGCAAUUGAAAACACCCCACGCGGCGACGAAGUGAAGUUGCAGGUAGUGCAUACCAUUGAUGCUCUCAAUGUGCACGAGAAUACUCAAACUGAACCUGUCGGAGACAUUGCGGUUACAGAAUCCGUGGCGCAGAAUGUUCAGAGUACACCAGUAAUUGGUAACAACCACCGAGCCAUGGAGUUCGCAGUCGAGCUUCAGUGCCCUCUCAGUGAGACUUCGGCGGCAAACUCCGACAAUUACCUAGCGUUCACAGCCAGGUCGACCAUCGAUAAUAGUAUUGUCACUUGUCUCGGUGGAGAGGAGUCCACUAGAGGCCUUCUCAACUCCGUCCUAUCGUCAAUUUCUGGCAUGUACUCCGAGAUCAUUAACGAAGAGAUCCGACAAGCCCGGGAUGGUUCUCGUCAGAAGGACGCUACAGUGAAUGCGUGUACAUGUUUCACUGGCUCUGAGAAGCCUGGACCUAUUGAGCCUGAGCCUAGCCAAACUGCAGAGAACACCGCAGGAGACCCACAAAAAGAGACUGGCCCUCAGAUUGUGGCACCGGAGGAUAUGGAGGUUUCGCUAUGCAAGAUUGACGAUGUGAGACUGCCACCUUUAGUACAUGGCGCGUGUUCAAUCUCCGUAUAUGACAAAAAACUCCACAAACGCGUCUUCCUCCCUCAUGAUCCCACGAGAGGCGCUGUCGAAGAAGACAGGAGGUUGUCAAGCGACGAGUAUGGCAAGUGGGUGUUGGUACUAAGACGCGUGUUUAACACGUGGAACCCCUCGUCGAGCGAAAGUUUCAUCGAUAUAAAGAGUCCAUUGUUGUUUCAGGUGCUAUAUAAGGCACUCAGCGAUGAAAGAGCAACUCUAGAUGUGGAGUCUUCCUUACCGUGGCCGAACGACGGGGUGUUUCGAUGGGGAGAGCUCUAUGUCAAGCACACAAAUGUGCUGUUGCAACUUGUCGAGGAGAAAUACGCGUCGGCUAUUCGUGAUAUUGAGCACAUGUUUCCCAAAGGAACCACUACGUUCAGGAUCUUGCGAGAAGCAUUCUUUCCCAAGGACAUUAUUGUCGAUGGACAUGCGGACAUACCACGAGCAUACCGAGUCCUGAGCGCUGACAACAGAACCAAUGAUUAUGGAAAAAAAUAUGUCCAUAUCGAGGCCCUGUAUAUCGAUUGCGACGGUCAUGACUUUGGGACGAGGAGGGUGGAAUUCGUAAUUUGGGAAUUCCCAGGCAUUCGCUAUCUGUCUGACCUGGAUGUAUUCCCAUUGAAGUAUCACCCAAACCACCCCCAAGUUGUCGGUGAUUUGGUGGCUCGAGGCCGGCGGUUUGCGGCUUUAAAAGGCCAACAUUUCAAAGCCCACAGAGAUGCAUCGCAGAACAAACUCCGCCGGGUGAUGAUAGAUACUGCCGCUAUGAAACGCCUUGGCUCGUGCUCAAUUAGGGUACACGAUCUUGAGCGUGAACUUAUUGAUGGUCAGCUGACCGAGGAGCAUCUUAUGCUGUGUACCGAUACAAUUCCGGCAUUCUCCUUCGAGGACAAAAGGAGUCGCACUGUGAGCAUUGAUGACGUCGAAGACAUCGUGUUCAACCAGCAGCUUUUUCACCAGCUGGUCCUCCCAGGGCCUACCAAGGAAUUGGUGCGUGUUAUGGUGAAGAGCCACGUCAAUGGCGUGGACUUUGACGACUUUACUAAAGGCAAGGGAAAAGGCCUUAUCAUGCUACUCCAUGGCCCUCCUGGCGUAGGAAAGACAAUGACGGCCGAAGCUGUUGCCGAGUAUAGCCAGCGACCACUGUAUACAGUUACAUCUGGUGAAUUGGGUGCUCACUCCCAAGACCUGGAACAGCACCUAACCCGCGCCCUUGACAUUGCGAAAGCCUUCCGCGCUGUACUACUCCUUGACGAGGCUGACGUCUUCAUGGAAGAACGAUCAACCAAGGACAUUGCACAUAAUGCGCUGGUUGCAGUCUUCCUUCGACUGUUGGAGUACUACCAGGGCAUCCUAAUUCUGACCACCAACAGAGUCAAGAACAUUGACGAUGCGUUCCAUUCCCGUAUCCACAUGACCCUUAAAUACCCGAACCUGAGUGUUGCGGCCCGUGGGAAAAUCUGGCAGAACUUUGCAAUGUAUAUUGGUGGUCUUCAUUUGUCUGAGCAGGAAUACCAUCAGCUGGCACGGCGCGAGCUUAACGGACGCCAGAUCAAGAAUGUGUUUGGACUGUGUAAGGCUUUGGCGAUUGACCAGGGGAAGGAAAUCUCUAUGGAUCUCAUUAUGAUGGUUCUGGAAGUCAUGGAGUCUCAGACGCCCAGACUUGGCACGAUUUAA